AUGUCAUUUCGCACGCAAAGACACCUUCGAGCUGAUGCCACUCAUGCCUGUCGUCUUUGCCGUCCAGAGCUCCGCAACUGUCGGACAGGUGUAUCCGAUGCUGCAGUACAUGGUCUCGUCGCUGGAUACACCACCCAAGAACAAAUCCCGCUAGACCCAACUCCCUAUCAGGAGCUUGCCAUUAACCAAACGACGACAUCAUUCCUUCAUGAUGGCAUUGCUAAUCGUCUGAACGCCGAAAGCAAAUGGGAAUUUGCGUGGGCUAUAGGGUGGACGAACUGCUCUACAUCACACGAUGGUACCGAUUUAGACGGGUCAAAUACAGUCGAUGACUACGAGGGCUUCCACAGAAGAACAUACUGGUUCUACCACGCAUUAACGUUUACUGCUACUAAAGGGGGCCGUCAGUCCAACCUUACCGAACUCAGUAUUGGCGACGACUGCAGCACACAUCCAGGCUCUUGCCUUCAACGUUACGAAGACUUUGGAUGUCCCUGGAGCCCUGGGCGGUGA
Molecule: messenger RNA, 513 nt
Organism: Penicillium paradoxum
Lineage: Eukaryota; Fungi; Ascomycota; Eurotiomycetes; Eurotiales; Aspergillaceae
Exons: 1
Coding region: 1-513 (170 amino acids)
Source: RefSeq, a predicted model, not a curated record